This is a messenger RNA of Fibroporia radiculosa, 453 nucleotides long. RefSeq lists its product as uncharacterized. Lineage: Eukaryota; Fungi; Basidiomycota; Agaricomycetes; Polyporales; Fibroporiaceae. The transcript is spliced from 5 exons. Bases 1 to 453 code for a protein of 150 amino acids. The record is from RefSeq and is a predicted model, not a curated record.
AUGCCCCAGAAGGCGGCUGAUACCGUUGCAAACCCUGUGGUUGAAGAUGAGGAGGGAGAGGAGAGUGACGAGUACGAUGACAUAGACGAGGGAGAAAGCGGCGAGUUUGUCGAGGACGGUGAAGGAGACGAAGAGGACGGGGAGCGGGCCGGAGGGAGCGGCCAGGGCUCUAGUUUGACCGCACUUCUCCUCAGCGGUGGAAAUGUCAUUAAUGAGGAAGAAGAAGAGGAAGAGGAAGAAGACGACGAGGAAUACGCCGAAGAAGGCGAGGAGAACGGCAUCGCUCCCGCUGCUGCGCCUACUGGGACGAAGCGGAGCAGAGAGGACGAUGACGACGAGACACUGCUCAGCGCCAGCACCGCGUCGGGUGAGUUGGAGGGGGACUAUGGCGAAGUCGACGAGAACAGCGAUGUAGUCACCAAGCGGCAAAGGACCUCCACAGAUGAGGUAUAG